This is a messenger RNA of Struthio camelus australis, 1589 nucleotides long. Its product is annotated as parapinopsin. Gene Ontology annotation, molecular function: G protein-coupled photoreceptor activity. Gene Ontology annotation, cellular component: photoreceptor outer segment; plasma membrane. Gene Ontology annotation, biological process: cellular response to light stimulus; visual perception; G protein-coupled receptor signaling pathway. The record is from RefSeq and is a predicted model, not a curated record. Lineage: Eukaryota; Metazoa; Chordata; Aves; Struthioniformes; Struthionidae.
CCGGGUUCAAGCACCUUUUUAAGAUAUCUUCCAUUUUAAGCCUCCAAAAAGAUCAUCUAAAAUAAUACUAGAUUUAAAUAGCAAAGCUGAAUUUGAAGUGAUUGUUCUGCUUGAUUUCGCUGCCUUGAAGAUCCGUGCAGAACUGACCACUGAAUAGACAGUGCAGUGUUGCAGUACAGUAUUUCAUGUCUACAUUAACAUCGAAGAACUAUCUGUCUCAGAUGAACGAAGAUCACAAGGAUCCUGAGAUGAUUUGAGUUGUAAUGGAGGGAUGCUUCUGUGAAACUGCUAGAGGACUUCAGAGUAGGGCAUCUGACUUCUCUGCCCUCUUUCACCUGUGUCAAAGUCAGAAAUGAACCACUCUUGGGCAUACAAUCUGAGCUUUGGUGCACCUACAGACCCUGCUGAGCCAAGGACUGGACUGUCACGAAACGGGCACACAGUAGUGGCCAUAUUUCUGGGAUUUAUCUUAUUUUUUGGUUUCUUGAAUAACUUGACAGUCCUCAUCCUCUUCUGCAAGUUUAAAACCCUUCGUAACCCAGUCAACAUGCUCCUCCUGAACAUCAGUAUCAGUGACAUGUUAGUGUGCAUCUUGGGCACAACCCUCAGUUUUGUGUCUAACAUCCAUGGCAAAUGGAUCGGAGGGGAACAUGGCUGUAGGUGGUAUGGCUUUGUCAAUUCCUGCUUUGGCAUUGUGUCCCUGAUCUCCCUGGCCGUCCUGUCCUAUGAGCGAUACAGCACUCUCACCCUGUGCAACAAACGCAACGCUGACUAUCGGAAAGCCUUGGUGGCAGUUGGCGGUUCAUGGAUGUAUUCCCUGAUCUGGACUGUGCCCCCUCUUAUCGGAUGGAGCAGUUAUGGGAUAGAAGGUGCAGGUACCAGCUGUUCAGUACGCUGGUCCUCUGAGUCAGCCAAGUCCACAUCCUACAUCAUCUGUCUCUUCAUAUUCUGCUUGGUCAUUCCUGUAAUGGUGAUGAUAUACUGCUAUGGCCGUCUUCUUUACGCUGUUAAACAGGUUGGAAAAAUCCACAAGAAUGCUGCCCGCAAAAGAGAAUAUCAUGUACUGUUCAUGGUGAUCACUACAGUCAUCUGUUACCUCAUAUGCUGGAUUCCCUAUGGAGUUAUAGCACUGCUUGCAACAUUUGGUAAGCCAGGUGUAGUGACUCCAGUUGCAAGCACGAUACCUUCCAUCCUGGCAAAAAGCAGCACCGUUUGCAAUCCCAUUAUCUACAUACUUAUGAAUAAGCAGUUUUACAAAUGCUUCCGUCUGCUUUUCCACUGUCAACCUCAUUCCUCCACUGAUGGAGAGCCUACCAGCCACUCUAAGGUAACCGUUAUCCAGCUGAAUCAGAGAAUGGACUGUGGAAAUGUGUGCAGUAAUGAACCACGUCCCAAACCAGACAAUAAAAUGACUUCUCUCCUGCGCCUAGAGCCAAGCCUGGAGCCAAUUUCGAAAAAUACACCACCGAUGUCAUAGAAAAAUCUGCUCUCAUGGAAAGUACAAGCCUUAACCAGCAUAUGCUUCAUUUCACUGCUACUUUACCCAGUUAACCUUAAAAUUCCUGAAGGAAAUUACUAUUUAUGGAAUA